Messenger RNA from Fopius arisanus, 811 nucleotides. RefSeq lists its product as uncharacterized. The record is from RefSeq and is a predicted model, not a curated record. Bases 41 to 802 code for a protein of 253 amino acids. Lineage: Eukaryota; Metazoa; Arthropoda; Insecta; Hymenoptera; Braconidae. The transcript has 6 exons.
UAAUGAGUUUUACUACAACGUGUUGUUCACUAAAAAAGUAAUGAUUGACUCUGGUCUCUGGCGCCACGAGCGCACAAUGGAACAGAUUCGACUGCGCCAUGACCUUCAACUUGUCUUAGAACAAUUCAGUAAAAUCAAAGUGGAUUACUGCAAUUGCAAGAUCAAUCUGAAAGCCAGGGACGAAAUUGUUGAGAUUCAGAAAAAUAAAAUGGAGGCCGCACACCGACGUCUAGAAAUACUGGCAACAUCUAUUGAAAAUUAUAAAAAAAAAUAUCAAGAUACUUUGCUCAAAUUGCAAGGUGAGAAUUACCAGUUGACGCAGAAGAUCGAAGAAUUGGAGGAUACGAUCAGAAUUAUUCAGCAGAAUAACCAGAGUCUUAUCAUCGAGGGCAACUCUUGCGACAAUCGAAGAGUCGAGAGUUUGGAGGAAGAAGUCCAGAUACUGGAAUCUCGAUUGGCGGCUGAGGAAGAGCAACACCGAGAGGAAAUACAGAAGCUGAAGGACGAGUACGAGCAGAGGAUUUCAGAGCAAUUGAAAAUGGCGGAGGAAUUGCAGACUAAGAUUAAGAAACUGUCUGAGCAGGCAUUAGCCCAGAAGCCAUUUGUCCACCCCGCCCUGUACGAAGGGACCAGCAAGCUGAAAAAUCAUCCUGCCCCCAGGAAGAAGCCCUCCAAUUCGACAUUCAACUGGCCGAGCCUCGACGUGGAGAAGAUUCCGAAGACCCCCGGUCCUACUCCUCCACCCAAAAAAAAGAAGAAAAAGCUUUUCCACGCUGACGACGAGAUCGUCAAUGUCGUAUAAAAAAAAAUC